Molecule: messenger RNA, 1651 nt
Organism: Camelina sativa (false flax)
Lineage: Eukaryota; Viridiplantae; Streptophyta; Magnoliopsida; Brassicales; Brassicaceae
Source: RefSeq, a predicted model, not a curated record
CUAAAGUAACGAAAACAAAAUAGAGAUGGAGAGAUCACGAGAAGAAGAAUCUCAAGCAGGAGAUGGCGGCAACAACAAUCAUCAUAGCAGAAUUGCUGAUGAGGGUCCACGUCUAAACUUGCCUCUGACGAAAACUCCGGAACUUAUCAACUUGAUUCAGAAUUACCUCAACAGAAACAACCCAUGUUCUCCUCAACAAUCAGAGAGCUCAAAGACAUCAAUGCUUCCUCCGAAGGUUCCUGCAGAGAGACUCAAAGCUAUGAAUUUCCCAAUCUCCAUGAUCAUAAUUGGCCAGUGGGAAUACCGUGCAACAAACCCUGACGAUAUUGUGGCGAAACUCUAUUUUGCAAAGAAGAAACUUAUAUGGGAGAUUCUCGACGGUCCACGUCUAAACUUGCCUCUGACGAAAACUCCGGAACUUAUCAACUUGAUUCAGAAUUACCUCAACAGAAACAACCCAUGUUCUCCUCAACAAUCAGAGAGCUCAAAGACAUCAAUGCUUCCUCCGAAGGUUCCUGCAGAGAGACUCAAAGCUAUGAAUUUCCCAAUCUCCAUGAUCAUAAUUGGCCAGUGGGAAUACCGUGCAACAAACCCUGACGAUAUUGUGGCGAAACUCUAUUUUGCAAAGAAGAAACUUAUAUGGGAGAUUCUCGACGCUGGAGAUCCAAAGACUAAGACACCGAGGCUCAAGAGUAAGAUCGAGAUCCAAUGGGAUGAUGUUGCUUCUUUUGAAGAGAGUAUUAAUUCACGUGAUAAAACUGGAAUCCUCAAAAUCGAGUUGAAGAAACGUCCAAAAUUCUUCAAAGAGACUAAUCCACAGGCAGGAAAACACACACAAUGGAAACAAAUGGAUCAAGAUUUCACUGUUGAUCAGGCUGCUUCUUGGAUACAUACACUUCAUUUUGAUGCCGGAGUUCUGCAAAAGAACUUGGAGAAGCUUUUGUCCGAUAGCUUCUGGGGCAGACUCUAUGACGUCCAUUUCCCGGUACGAGAAGCUGUUUUAUUCGACAUUGACUAUGGAAGCAACAAUAACACCAACUCAUCUAGCUACGUCCUAAGCCAGACACGUCACUUUAAUGUCAACAGUGACCUUAUACAUCACCCUUCUCAAGGAAUUGGUCGCGUGGGAGUUGGAGAAGGAAACUCUAACAUGGCACCUCGGUACUGGGCUAACAAUGGAAGUCAAAACUCAUAUGGUCAAGCCAAUAGUUGGGUUUACACUGGAAAUGAGUUGUUUAAGACGCAAGCUAUCCCACCACCUGUGUCUUCUCAGUUCAGCAACGGGCAUUAUAACAGGCAAAGUCAUUACAACGGUUCACGGCAGAGUAAUCCGAUGACCCAAUACGAGAGUGAAGCAGUGCAAAACACAAGGGGGGUACUUGGGAGUCAAGCAUAUGCACUACCUCCCACACAAACUAACUUGAUGAUGCCUCAACACAUGAACGUAAUCCCAACGUAUCCUCCGGUUGGACCGUAUCUAGGGAGCACAUUGCGUCAAGAAGAGGAGAGACAGCGCAGGGAACACACUCAUACACAUCUUGAUGGAAACUUUCAGCUCAAAGAUUACCAGAAAUUUUUGUACAUGAGCAACAACUGGCCAAUGCUUCCUGAUAUGGACAAAAAAGAUGAUUCCAACGAUAACAAUAGUUAG